AUGGAGACAUUGUUCCAGUAUGAGGCCCAUCUGGCCGAGACGUUUCAGGACCCUAUGGUUAUCGAUAUCGGCAACGCUGAUGAUGAUACCUUCGACAACGCCAGAUCAUACGGGGUCAGCGACGACCCGGGAGACUCGAACAACAGCCAUGCCGAUCAAGUCACAACGGAUGCUGUCACAAAUGAUGCUGAUGCUGGCUUGGCCGAGAAGACCACAGCGCGUGCUGAUGUCGGCUCUUCAGAGCCACGCACGAAGAGAUCCAAAGGACCCCCUGCUGCCCAGUGGGAAAUACACCGUGAUCUCAUCAAAGAGCUAUACCGGGAUCGAGAACUCAAGCUCGAAGAUGUGCAGAAGAUCAUGAAGGACCAACAUGGGUUUGAUGCUACAAUACAAAUGUACAAGAAGCGUUUGAAAGACUGGAACGUCCGCAAGAAUUACACACAGGAGCAGAAGCUUGAAGUUCUCUCAACCAUGCAACACCAAGCCUCGCCUAUGUCAUUCGCCAUCAAUGGGAAGCCAUUGAAGAGAUCCCGACUACGGCGUCCUGUUCGGCGGAAUGGAAUGCGCAUGGCUCUCGCCCCGAAUUUGAGAGCAUCCACGCCGGCCCACAUUGGUCCCCAGCUGUUUUCAGCGACAAGCCAGCCACAGCAACCACUGCAAGCUCAGGAUGGUCGAGGUAGAAGAGGGGAUUCGAGACUCGAUUUGAGAUCCAAGACGCCACUCCAACGGCUACAGUUCCAGCAAUCCCCAGAAACCUGGAAGGUCGAGAUCAUCCUUCGCCAUGUCAAACAAUACGACGACCAGGAGCUCGACCUAAACAUAGGCUUGUUAGAAAAUAUGCUCGGCCCUCUUUGCUCAAGCCAGAAUUUACUUUCAACAGAUAAGCGAUGGGCGUUCACAUUGUUGAACCAAGCCUGCGCAGCCGCUCCCGAAGUUUUCAAGGCUCAGCCGUUCAUGUUACUGGAACAGAUGAUUGCUGUAUUUUCUCAGACCGGAUGGCGGGGGUACCAUGAAGUGAAGCGGCUAGUAAUGAGACAUUUUGCAGCAAUUGCAAAGCAAACUCAUGGAGAAAAUCACCCAAUUGCAUUGAUUUUGAAGAUUUCUUGCACUGACCAGAUCGUUGACAGUAUGCUUCCCAAAAUUGGCCAGCUUGUGGCUGACGUUACAAGUACGAAGCUUCGAAACUUGAGCGAGGAGUGGCUAGUGCACCAGGGCUGGGUGGCCCAACAGUGUCUGGGCUGGGGGGACCUGGAAGCAGCACAAACGAUCAUUAGUCGCAUCCUGGUCACCACAGAACAGCGAUUCGGACGGCAGCACUGGUUAUAUAUGUGGGCCAUGUCCCAAACGGGGAUAAAUCUAUACCUCCAGGGUCGACGGGAGGAAGCAGAGCAACAUUACCUCGCUGUGGUGGGGGAAUUCUCGGAACAAGCAAGCAGACAUAAAGUGAGUCUUCAGGCGAGGUCUUAUAUCGGGCUUGCUUGCAUCUCGGCACACAAAGGUGAAGUCAGCAGAUGUAAGAGAUAUGCCAUGCAGGCACUGGACUUGAGGUUGCAGACUUCCAGUGAUGACCCCGCGGCAGAUCAUGCCCUGCUUGAUUACCUUCUCACUGUGAAGAUGAUACUAGCCGAAUAUGGCACGAGUGAGGAGGUAGAGCAGCUGCUUGUUGACUACGGAUACAUCUUGGAAGCUUCCAAGAAGUGGGAGCUUCGUCCAGAGGAAGCACUGGCGUGA
This is a messenger RNA of Capronia epimyces CBS 606.96, 1731 nucleotides long. RefSeq lists its product as uncharacterized. The coding region runs from base 1 to 1731 and encodes 576 amino acids. NCBI's taxonomy places the organism in Eukaryota, Fungi, Ascomycota, Eurotiomycetes, Chaetothyriales, Herpotrichiellaceae. Gene Ontology annotation, molecular function: protein binding. The transcript has a single exon. The record is from RefSeq and is a predicted model, not a curated record.